Messenger RNA from Xiphophorus hellerii (green swordtail), 2813 nucleotides. RefSeq names its product DNA transposase THAP9. The record is from RefSeq and is a predicted model, not a curated record. The coding region runs from base 112 to 2739 and encodes 875 amino acids. The transcript has 11 exons. NCBI's taxonomy places the organism in Eukaryota, Metazoa, Chordata, Actinopteri, Cyprinodontiformes, Poeciliidae.
CAUAGACAUAAUAUAAGGGUAGACGCCGCAUUGGCCGCUCCGGCGCAGGAAAUACGGCGGCCAUCUUAGAGCGGUAUACCCUCGUACUUUGCUGAACCAAAACAACAGAAGAUGCCUCAGUUCUGCUCGGCUUAUUCGUGUUUAAAUCUACGAACUGUUGAUGUCAGGGACCGGGGGAUAACUUUUCACAAGUUUCCAAAAGAUAAAGAGAGGAGGAAGAGGUGGGAAAUAGCUUUGAGGAGGGAUGGAUUCACUGCAAGUGAUUCAUCUGUACUAUGCAGUGAGCAUUUCAAAACGGAGGAUUUUGACAAAACAGGUCAGAUUGUCAGACUGAGAGCUGAUGUGAUACCAUCAAUUUUCAGCUUCCCAGUUCACCUUCAAAGAGUUGAAAACUACAGAACUACAAUAACCUCCACAAAAGCCCAAAGUAGUGAGUAUGUGGCCUCUCAAGAUGACCCAGAAACUUGUAGUUCAGACCUGCAACCUCAGUCUAAUGAUGAUCAUUGCUAUGCUUUGCCAGCUUCUCUUACCGCUGUCACUGCAAAACAUAAGAGAGCGUUGGCAAGAGUGGAAUAUCUGGAGCGGGACAAGAAAAACACCAUGGCCAGAGAGAAGAGGGCAAAGACCACAGCAAAGUCACUUUUGGGGGAAUUGAGUGAAAAAAAUCUCAUUACUGAAGAACUCAAAGAACGGCUUGAAUUCUACUCUGAUCUACAACUAGAGUUUAUGGAGAAAAAGGGCUAUGAAUACUCCAACGAAUAUAGAGAGUUUGCCCUCACACUUCAUCUCCAUGGCCCAAAGGCAUACAAAUACCUUAGAGAGAAGCGAAGAUUUCCCCUCCCACAUCCGCACACAUUACAAAGGUGGUUGUGUUCAGUAGAUGACAGGCCUGGCUUGAACAAGAUGAUGCUGGACAUGCUGGAGAGAAAAUGCCAGGAAGACCAUGCUAAAUAUGGAUUUGUUGCACUCAUUUUGGAUGCAAUGGCAAUCAGAAAACAUGUGCAAUAUAAUCUACAUACACAGUCACUGUCUGGCUUCGUGGACCUGGGGGAUGGAAACAAUGAGACUGAGGUUGCUACUGAGGCUCUUAUGUUUAUGGUGGUUGGCCUCCAAGGGCAUUGGAAGGCUCCCAUUGCGUACUACCUGACGGCGUCUCUGUCACCAGACACACAAAAGGUACUUGUCAGUCAUGCUUUAGAGGAGCUGCAUGCUCGAGGAAUUCGGGUGCUAUGUAUAACAAUGGAUGGGCAUGCUACCAACAUCAGCAUGUGUAACCAACUUGGGUGUGAACUGAAGGGAAACCCACAAGAACCCCUGAAAACCAAUUUCCCACAUCCAGUUACUGGAGAGAAAGUAUUUGUAAUGAUGGAUCCAUGCCACAUGCUGAAGUUGACACGUAAUAUGUUGCAGGCUUAUAGCCCAAUAGCAACAACCACUGGACACAUCAACUGGAGGUACAUAAAUCAUCUCAAUGAUGUGCAGAAACAACAUGGACUACAUGCUGCCAAUAAAAUUUCGGACAAGCAUGUGUACUUUGAGAACCACAAGAUGAGAGUGUCCCUGGCUGCACAAACACUGAGUCGCUCCGUGUCAGUGGCCCUCCGCACUAUGAGAGAUCUUGGGUACUCUCUGUUUAAAGAUUGUGAGGCCACAGCAGCAUUUAUUGAGAUGAUUGACAGGAUGUUUGAUACAAUGAAUGCACGCAAUCCUCUUGCUAAAGGAUUCAAAGCUCCCAUGGGAUCUUGGAAUUGGAUGGAAAGAAAAGCAUUUUUGUCAAGAGCCCGGGAGUACUUGCUCACUUUGUUGACGAAAGAUGGAACACCCCUUCACCGAUCUAAGAGUGUAUUUCAGAUCCCCGAUGCUUCUUGGUACCUCUCUGUCAUUGGAUUUGUCAUCAACAUUGACACGUUACUGCUGAUGAUUCCUGAACUGCUCCAAGUGCAGCGGUAUGUCCUCACAUACAGGUUCAGCCAAGAUCACUUGGAGCUCCUGUUUAAUUCCAUCAGAGCGUCAGGUGGCUGGAAUAACAACCCAUCAGCAUGCCAGUUCCAGGCCAUCUUCCGCCGGCUGAUGGUUCGGUGUGGGGUUACACCCAGUGAGACUGGCAAUGUGGCAGCACAAGACAACACCGUGUCCCUGUCUGCUGUUGAAAUGUCCUCUCCUGAAUCUAAUGAAGAGCAUCCCUGUCCUUUUGCUAGGAUUUCAGCCAUUCUGGACGACCACAGCUAUCUUCCGACCAAGUUUGGUGGUCUGGUAGAAAAUGCCUUGGUUUACAUAUCUGGAUUUGUUGUGAGGCAGAUUCUGCGUAAACUAACCUGUGACCCAUGUCGAGUCAGUUUGAUUCAAGAUGCCACACCGUCUUCAUUUGAUGAGAACUACCAUCUUCUCACUUUGAAAAAUAAUGGCGGGUUAGUGAUUCCCUCACAAGGCGUAGUGAAGGUGGUGAGAGCUGCAGAGAGGGUGAUUCGUGGUGCUUCACCAAACCAUCCUCCUAAGCUGUCCGCCGUCACAUACAUAGUCCGUGAAGACAUUGGAACAGAAGAUGUUUUCCAGCUUGGGGAACACACUCAGGAGACACAAUUUGGCAUUGACAAUCACCAUUCUGACUUGCUGUCAUUGGUUGUGUCUGUGUUUCUGAAGAUAAGGAUGCACCACAUUGCAAAAGUCACAUGUCUUGGUUUGCAGAAAGGCAACACCAGAAAAAAGCUCUGCAAAACUGUCCUAUUUCAAGGCUAUUAGAUUGUGUAAAAAUGUAAUGAAUAUGUAAAUAUUGUUGUCACAACAGAUAAGUAUGUGUUUGUGUGUGUAUGUAU